Messenger RNA from Hordeum vulgare subsp. vulgare (domesticated barley), 486 nucleotides. RefSeq lists its product as uncharacterized. The transcript is spliced from 2 exons. Bases 1 to 486 code for a protein of 161 amino acids. Lineage: Eukaryota; Viridiplantae; Streptophyta; Magnoliopsida; Poales; Poaceae. The record is from RefSeq and is a predicted model, not a curated record.
AUGGGCGCCCCCGCGGCGGUGAAGCAAGUGCGGCUGGCCGGCCUCCCCUCCCGCCUCCGCGACAACCUCGACUGCGAGAUCCGCUUCCUCGUCGCCGUCAGCCACCCCAACAUCAUCCGCCUCCUCGAUGUCAUCCGGACCCCGUGUUUAUCUACUCCGGCAGCAGCAGCAGCCGUACCAAGAGGAGGAGGAGCUGGUCGGAGCCGCGCGCACGACGGCGCCGUGCUCGCGCUCUCCGGUCGCGCCGCCUGCCUCAACUUCGCCGACUCCGCCUGGCGGAUGCUGCCCGUGCUCGCGGCCGGGUCGUUCGGCUUCGGCAGCGCGCGGGAGGUCAAGGCCGCUGUCGCCGUCGUCGCGUUCCAGCGGAGGCAGAUCAUUCCAGUCGCCGUCGCCGUCGUGGCGCUCCAGAAGCAGCAGGUUCCGGUCGCUGUCGCCGUCGUGGCGCUCCAGCAGCAGCAGCAGCAGGUCCCGGUCGCCUUCAUCUAA